Calypte anna (Anna's hummingbird) is the source of this 3772-nucleotide messenger RNA. It is a transcript of the gene FAM110C, whose product is annotated as family with sequence similarity 110 member C. Gene Ontology annotation, biological process: regulation of cell projection assembly; positive regulation of cell migration. Bases 307 to 1407 code for a protein of 366 amino acids. Gene Ontology annotation, molecular function: alpha-tubulin binding. Gene Ontology annotation, cellular component: cell cortex. The transcript has 2 exons. NCBI's taxonomy places the organism in Eukaryota, Metazoa, Chordata, Aves, Apodiformes, Trochilidae. The record is from RefSeq and is a predicted model, not a curated record.
CAGCUGGCUGGCAGCGCGAGCACGCGGCGCCCCGACGGCAGCGGCGGCAGCGGGGGCAGCGGGGACAGGGUCGGGCAGCGGAGCCUCGGAGGGAAGGGCUGCCUGCGCUUUGCUCUACUUUUCUUUUAACUUCUAUUUCUGUUUUGGGGGGUUUUAAAAAUUAUUAUUUAUUUUUUAGUUUUUAAUUUUGUUGGGGGUUUUGUUUGUUUGUUUUGUUUUUUGUUUAUUUGUCUCUUCGGGGUUUCUUUCUGUUUAAUUUCCUUCCCUGCCAGGACUGGAAGCGGGAUCCGCGUCCCUGGAACUGCUAUGCCAACUGAACUCUCCCGGGCCGUGAGAAUGCACGCCAUCUCCGACCUCCACUCCUCCCUUACCCUGCGCCUCCUCAACAAGGGGCCCGAGUACCUGCGCAGGCAGAUGGAGGCAGGCAACCCGGGACGGAAAAGUGCCGUGGAGAGGCUGGCAGCCGACAAGGCCAAGUACGUGAAAAGCCAGCAGGUAAUCAGCACCAAGCAGGAACCCGUCAUCCUGCUUAGCUCAGCCUCAGAGAGCAGCAGUGAGACCUGUUCGGUGGAAAGCAGAACGACCAGCAGGGACUUGGGCAGAGGGAAGAGCGCGAAGCCCCUGGAGCUGGCCAAGGCGGUGUACUCCUGCCGUGCCCCCCUGCAGCACGGCCCCCCCAUAGCCAGGCGCAGCACCCCCAAGAGGCAGAUGCGUCCGGAUUCCCUGGUGAUAUACCGCCAGAAGUGCGAGUUUGGGAGAGGUCAGAGCCAGGACAGCUCGCGGGGGAGCUUGGUGAGGCGGAUCUUCCAAGGGUCUGUAAAGGAGAAGCAGUUGGCUUCCCCUGAGAUGCCCAGGCUCAUGGAGGACGCCGCAGCCCCUGAGAGCAAAGAGCCUGUUUCAGCGAAAGACAGUGACCACGAACCUAGCAGCCAUGGAGCAGAGCAGGCGGUGGCUGUGAGCACUGAAGCCCCGGGGCUAUGUACAAAAGAACACGAGAGACCCUCAAAACUGAACACACUUCCCGAGGAUGUCAAGGAGGUGAAGAGGAGAGGAGGUCUCCAUCGCUCCCAGUCGGACAUAAGCUCUCGCUACUCCAAGUCCUUUUCUGAGUUUGAUACUUUUUUCAAGUACUGUGGCCUGGAGCAGGAGGUCAUCGAGGAUCUCGGGAGAGAGAACUUCUCGGUGGUGUCUGACAACGUCUCCUUCAAGAUCCGGAGCAUCAGCGUGGCAACCUCUGAGAGCGACUUCACGCGGCACAGCGGGGACGAGGGGCUGCUGGAGGAUGAACUCACAGAACAGGUCCCGAGCAGUACCUCUGUGAUAGAGCGCAACGCUCGGAUCAUCAAAUGGCUGUACACAUGUAAGAAAGCCAAGGAGAACAGCAAGGUGAUGCAGGAGCUGGCAUGAUGGCUUCUUUCAGCAUGCACUGCAGCCUGGUGAACUCAAGGAUCCUUGACUUAGAAGUGUAACUAAGCCAGACACAGGAAGAAACUCAUCCCUCAUCUGGCUCAUGAAUACUUUGUUCAAGUUUAGUAUUUUUUUAUUGCCUCCUACCCUUGCCUCUGUCCCCUAGCAGCCUGACUCUUGUCACAAGCACAGGGGUGUCCAAGAACAUGAUCACAAGCAGAGACUGUGAACCAUGCCCCAGCAAGUCAGUGGGAAACCAAACUCCUGGAAAAGCAAAACAUGGCAGCAGCUUCCAUCCAUGGUAAUAACUCACCAUCAGCUCACUGCCCUGGGAUGCCAUUCCAGGCUGUGACAGAAGGUCUGUGUUAUGCACCCAUCUCUUUCCAGCAAUUUAUUUGUCAGCAGGCAUGGGGGAGAAAGUGGGAAUGAAGUGGCAAUGACCUUUGGGUCAGGCAUUUCCUCGCUGGCAGACAGGCUCCACCCGGACCUUUAAAGGCUCUGUCUUACCAGGGAUGUUUGUCCAGGGUUCAUCCUGACAUCAUUAGAUGUUAUUUGUUUGGCUUGUGAGGACUAACUGUGGCAAUUUUAUCUGAGAUACUUGGCAAACAUUCUGUAAGCUAAAGCCCUGCCAAGCUUCUCUUUCCCUGAGAGUAUUCAAGCCAAAUUGGAGUACCUUGUAUCCAUCUAGUUUGCUCUGUCACACAGCUUGUUCAGCCAGUGGGGAGGACUAGCCUAUGUCCAACAUAUUUUCAGGAGCAUGGUUCCAAGAAACAGGUACUCAAAAUGAGGCAGGGUUUUGCAUUGCUACUGCCUUGCUGCAGAACAGCACAAUUCACAUGUACACAGGCUCCUCCACCUUGUUUGCAGUGUCUCCAACUACUGACAUUGCAAACAUUGCAAGGCUUGGCAGCUUGUGGUUUAACAGCUUUAAUUUUAUGCACUGUGAGCAAGCAGUGGGCUUACAGAACCAAGUUAGGAAACUUUAUCCCAUGCUAUGUAAGGCCACACUUCCCUAGCAUGGGUCUAGAGUAAGGCUGUGCCUGGGAUGUGCAGGAUGGCAUCCGUGUGCUGCAGAGCAUGAAGACAUGUUAGGGCACAGCUGUGCCAGGUAAAUAUUCUUACAGAGUCAGACACCAAGUGCAGACAGCUCCUUAGUAUCUUCAACAAAUACUUCAUUUGGACUAGCUAAGCUAAAUGUAUUUUAAAAGCUGAUAAAAAGUACUUUAGAUCAUCAUUGUAGCGAAUGGGGCUUCUACAGUGAAUCAGGGAAUUUGCUGGCUGUGCCUCAAACACUUACCCCAAUCUGUCAUUGCUUGCUAGAAAAUGUUUUGCAUCAAAGUUUUUCUUUGCGGACUUAGCCAACCACAAAAAAAAAAAAAAAAAUGCAUGAACCCCCCAGUCAAAGGCAAAGCCAGUUCCCCUUUCAGUCACACCAGUGCUUGUCUGAGAGCUGCCCCUCUGGCAUAACAGUGACUUGACCCAAGGGUUUUGCAGAAGUUAAAAGUUUACUUUGUGUUACCAUGGUUGCAGUGUCCAGCUUACCUGGCCACCAGACCUUCAUUAUAGGCAGUCCAGAAACAUCAUCUUUCAUUCUUUGCAUUCCUUCUGCCCCAACCAUGGCAGCUCCCACCACUGCCUCUCCUGGCCCAAAACAGCUGCUGGGGCAGCCAGGUGGAUGUGGAGCUCAAGUAGUAUUCAAUCUGUGUUUCUCAAGUGUUUGCUACUCUGGGUAAAUACAUCUGGAGCAAUGGAGAGGAUGAGGGUGAGCGGUGACAAUUCAGUAAUUAACAUACACAAGUGUUGCACACUGAAACGAGUUGCCCUUGAAGUACUCAUCAAGCAGUUCAGUUGACAUCAGUUAAAUUGACAGCAGGAUCAUCUGGGUUGCAUUUCCAUGUAUUUUAAAUGUGCUUGUCAGUCCCUGGAUGGUUAGUUCUCAAUUACAACAAUUGUUUGAGAAUGCAGGGCAUUUGUCUUCAUUUUCUGGUGUUACAUACUAAGGGCUAUGUGUCUGAAGUUGUCAAGACAGAUCAAUAACAAUGCCAGAUAAAAUAACUGUGGAACCCACUUUACACUUUGGAAAAAACUAAAUAGUUGGAAUGAGUUAAGCUUCUGCAAACUCAGCAGGAAGCUAGUACAUGGGGAUGUUUCUGUUAAAUAAUAACAUUUCCAUGUUUAUUUGCAACAUUAUUAUUAAAGGAUGAUUCUCAGAUUCUCAGAAAACUCCAACCCAAAAUGCUGCUAAUAUGAUAAGAUGUAUGCACUGAAGGGGCAGGUUUUUGAGAGGUACAGUUUUGCUAGGUUUAUCUAGAUUUAUUAGUCAGGAAGACAACCUGCUCUAUCUGUUCUUUUCAUACACACUUGG